AUGAGGAGAGGGGACUGCGUAGUGUACAUGGACGAGACGUGGGUUUUCGAGGGUAUGGUUAAGAAACGAGGCUGGAUGGACAACACCUGUCGCGCUUUCCCUCCGAGGAAACCAUACAGCAGUAUUCCUGUGGCAAGACUGCUGGGAAGAAUAAAGGGAAGCGCGGCAUCGUUAUUAUGGCGUUGUGUGAAGGUGGAAUCAUACCCGGCUGUACCCGCGUUCGUCUGUGGACCCCGAACUGCGCAGUAUUCAGAGAUGGACCACACGAUUUUUGAAGAAUGGCUGCGAUCGUCAAUCCCCCUGAUGAGGGAAUUCGCAGCUGGUCGGAAUGUCACUCUAGUACUCGACAAUGCACCUUACCAUACGAGGGUACUAGAGAGGGUUCCGACCAGGAGCUCCACGAGGCAGGAAAUCAUGGACUACCUCGCUUCACAUGGCAUCGAAGUGGCCCUUGACAGUACAAGAGCUUCUCUUUUAGAUGAGCUGGACCUCUUCGUUGCCAGUCGAGGGGGAGUCUCAGCCCUGCGCUCGUAUGCAGCCGAGAGAAUAUGUGAGGAGAUGGGAGUGAGCCUGCUCAGGCUGCCUCCAUUUCACUGCUUCUUUAAUCCAGUGGAGCUUGUGCUGGAGUUACCUCAAGCACCGACUCAACAAGUGAGGAAUAGGGCUGUUGAAAUAUUGGGAAGCAUACCGAGGAGCCUCUGUGAGGGAUGGUGCUGGGAUGCAAUUAAGGAGGAGGAUUCUGCACGAAUGAAAGAGGCAUUGGAUGCCAAUAAUAACAUUAUUAACAGUGACGAGAUACUCUCUCCACCAGGGAAUUCAUCUGAUAGUUCGCUGUCAGAUGAGUCGCUAGGCGAACCUAUGUAG
This is a messenger RNA of Ostertagia ostertagi, 864 nucleotides long. The record is from the annotation of a GenBank genome assembly. Lineage: Eukaryota; Metazoa; Nematoda; Chromadorea; Rhabditida; Trichostrongylidae.